This is a messenger RNA of Perognathus longimembris pacificus (Pacific pocket mouse), 2477 nucleotides long. It is a transcript of the gene Tap1, whose product is annotated as transporter 1, ATP binding cassette subfamily B member. Gene Ontology annotation, molecular function: ATP hydrolysis activity; ATP binding; ABC-type oligopeptide transporter activity. The record is from RefSeq and is a predicted model, not a curated record. Lineage: Eukaryota; Metazoa; Chordata; Mammalia; Rodentia; Heteromyidae. Gene Ontology annotation, biological process: transmembrane transport. Gene Ontology annotation, cellular component: membrane.
CACGCGCUCCCGGGACUCCCCACGCCCCCGAGCUCGCGAUCGCGGCCGCGCUGGGCGCGGGCGGCAUCCCGAGGCCGCCGUCCAGCCGGGCCGCCGCUCCCGCACUCCCAUGGAGGGCGCGGGCGCCGGCGGCCCCCCGACCCUUCCCGCGUGGGUCGGGGCCGCGCUGCUGCUGCUCGCCGACUGGGGGCUGCUCCGGCCCGCGCUGCCCGGCGUGGUCUCCCGGCUGGUGCCACGGGGGCCGCUGCUGCAGCUCUGGGCGGUGGGCCUGAGCCGCUGGCUGCGCUCUGGCUGGGGGGUCCGCGGGGUGCUGAAGGCGACGGCCCCCCGCGAGGGCAGGCGCGGCCGUCCGCGGUGGCCGGCCGCCUUGCAGCCCUUGGCGGCGGCGCUGGGCCUGGCCCUGCCGGGACUUGCAUUGUUCCGAGAGCUGGGCUCGUGGGGCGCCGUCGGCGGCGCCCACGGAGCCCGGGCUGUGCACUGGGCCAGCCGCCCAGACGCCUUCUCCUUGGGCUACGUGGCCGCUCUGCCCGCGGCCGCCCUGUGGCACAAGCUCGGGGGUCUGUGGGCGCCCGGCGCUGGGGGGCCCGGGAACUCCGUGCGCCGGCUUCUCGGCUUCCUGGCCCCGGAGAAACGCCGCGUCCCGCUGGUUCUGGCCCUGUUCCUCCUCUCCAGUCUCGGGGAGAUGGCCAUUCCGUUCUUCACCGGCCGCCUGACCGACUGGGGUCAGAGAGACCGGACAGCCUCUGCCUUCACCAGAAAUGUAACUCUCAUGUCCGUGCUCACCAUAGCCAGUGCUGUGCUGGAGUUCGUAGGUGACGGAAUCUAUAACAGCACCAUGGGUCGUGCGCUGCGCAUUCACGGGAACGUGUUUGAAGCUGUCCUGCGCCAGGAGGACUGAGUUUUUUGAGCAGAACCAAACAGGUACCAUCACACAUCUCGGGUAACAGAUGACACAUCCAACAUGUGUGAGUCUCUGGGCAGCAGACUGAGCCUACUGAUGUGGUACCUGGCAAGAGGGCUGUGUCUCUGGUUCAUGCUCUGGGGGUCACUGUCCCUCACUGUGGUCACGUUGGUCUUCCUGCCUCUGCUUGUCCUUCUGCCUGAGAAGAUAGGAGAUCUGUACAAGUCACUGCAAGUACAGAAGUUGAAAUUUCUGGCAGAGGCAAGCCAGGUAGCCAUUGAGGUUCUGUCAGCUAUGCCUACAGUGCGGAGCUUUGCCAAUGAGGAGGGAGAGGCCCAGAAGUUUAGGAAUAAGUUGCAAGAACUGAAGACACUCAGCCAGAAGGAGGCCCUGGGCUAAGUAGCCAACUUCUGGUCUACCAGUGUGAAUCUCAGGAUGCUGCUGAAGGUGGGCAUUCUAUACAUCGGUGGGAAGUUGGUGACAAGAGGGGCUCUAAGCAGUGGGAACCUCGUCAUUGUUCUCUACCAGGCCCAGUUCACCAGAGCUGUUGAGGCGCUGCUGAUUUGCUACCCUGAGGUCUACAAGGCUGUGAGCGCCUCAGAAGGAAUAUUUGAGUACUUGGACCGGACCCCUCGCUGCCUACCCAGUGGUUUGUUGACUCCCUUAAACAUUAACGGCCUUGUCCAGUUCCAAGAUGUCUCCUUUGCUUAUUCAAGCUGUCCAGAUGUCCCAGUGCUGCAGGGACUGACAUUCACCCUGCGUCCUGGGGAGGUGACGGCGCUGGUGGGACCCAAUGGGUCCGGGAAGAGCACGGUGCUCGCCCUGCUGCAGAACCUGUACCAGCCCAGCGGGGGACAGGUGCUGCUGGGAGAAGCCCUUUCCCAAUAUGAGCAUCGCUACCUGCACCGACAAGUGGCUGCCGUGGGACAAGAGCCACGGCUGUUCGGAAGAAGUGUGCGAGAAAAUAUUGCUUAUGGCCUGCUGAAGAAACCUUCCAUUGAGGAAAUCACGGCUGCUGCCAUGGAGUCCGGAGCCCAUCAUUUCAUCUAGACUCCUCAGGGUUAUGACACGGAAUUCAAUAUCCAUGUGUGCACACGUCCCUGUACGGCUCUCACCGGGUGCCUGUCUCUGCAGACGCAGGUGCAGCAGCUCCUGUAUAAAAGCUCUUCACGGCACUCUCGCUCGGUGCUGCUCAUCACCCAGAAUCUCAGUUUGGUGGAGCAGGCUGACUACAUCCUUUUUCUGAAAGGAGGCACUAUCCACGAGCAGGGAUCCCACCAGCAGCUCAUGAGCAAGAGGGGGCUCUUGGCCAUGGUGCAGGCUUCUGCGGCUGCUCCAGAGUGAAAGACAUUUUGAGCCUGCACCCUGCCUUUCCCUCCCUUUUCCUCUGCUCUCUGUGAUGGGCCUGCAGGGCAGGCAGCUGUUGUUAGGAGGAGUUGCCCCAAUGCACCUCCCUAGAUGGUGUUUCAAACGUUUGGCAGCUAGUAUUACUUCCUCCCUAAGUGUUCCGCCUACUCCUCCCCAUUUUCCUGCCAGUACUACGGCUUGAACUCAGGUCCUUGAGCUCUGGGUUUGG